UAUAAAAGGGCCACCCCCUGUUUUGUGGCUCGUGGGGAUUGCGAUAUCGCCUUGUCUGUAGCAACAACGACAUCUGCGUUAUCAGGUACACAGCGCACAGCCAGAAACAGAAACAGACACACUCCGACAUGCCACUCACACCCACGGAACUCGCCCAGUUCGAAGAGGACGGCUGCGUGGCCAUUGUCAACUACUUGGACAAGUUCACGGUCAAGAAACUCAACGGGGAGAUCGAGAAGCUUCUCGAGGCGUCGAACAUCGACAACCACCCGAAGAUCAAGUUCACGACGGGCAAGGACAAAGACGGGCACAUCGGGGACAAGUACUUUCUCGACUCGUCAGACAAAAUCCACUACUUCUUCGAGCCGGAGGCCAUCUCGGACGACACGCACGAGUUCAAGGUCCCCGUGGACAAGGCGGUCAACAAGAUCGGCCACGGCUUGCACUUCCUCAACGACGAGUUCAACGCGGUGACCGUCACGGACGACGUGGCCUCCAUCUGCAGACAGUUGGGGCUGCGGGACGCCAAGGCUGUCCAGAGCAUGUGCGUCAUCAAACAGCCGCACAUCGGAGCAGAGGUGCCUCCCCACAACGACGCAGAGUUCCUCUACACCGACCCGGUCUCCUGUGUGGGCUUCUGGUUUGCCUUGCAGGACUGCACGGUCGAAAACGGCUGUUUGGAGUUCAUUCCGGGCUCCCAGAAGCUCCCAUUGCAGAAGAGGUUUGUCAAGGACAUGAAAAAGGGGUUCGGCACCAAGUUUGCUGAGCUGGACGACCCGAAGGCAGACUACGUCGAGCCGGCAGACGUCAAAGAAAGAUUCAGUGACGACUCCCUCUUCAGGAAAGUUAUCAUCCCGGCAGGCACCUUGGUGCUCAUCGAUGGCUCCGUCAUCCACAAGUCGGGCAAAAAUUCGUCAGACCACUCGAGAAACGCAUACACCUUCCAUGCAGUUGACGGUACGGCGAAAUACGAUGAGUACAACUGGCUCCAAAUCCCACCUGCACAUCCAGCAGGCUCUGACAACUUUACUAGAUUAUAUAAAAACUUCGAAUAGUUUUCCUUCUUCUUCAGUUCUUACUUUUUACUUCGAACUUGUAUUUACUCCAAUACACUCUUCUUUCUCCUCUUCGUGCUGCUCUCCGUCU
Pichia membranifaciens NRRL Y-2026 is the source of this 1146-nucleotide messenger RNA. RefSeq lists its product as hypothetical. The record is from RefSeq and is a predicted model, not a curated record. The coding region runs from base 129 to 1055 and encodes 308 amino acids. NCBI's taxonomy places the organism in Eukaryota, Fungi, Ascomycota, Pichiomycetes, Pichiales, Pichiaceae. The transcript has a single exon.